AAAGAAAAAACAGGAUUUCCUUUUCCAAAGUCCAUUCUGUCUGUCUUCCUUAUAAAAACCCAUCUCAUCUUCUAAUUGCUAUCAUCACAGCCAAAAGCACAAGGUUCAAUGGCUAGCAAACUUCUCUUCAACCUUCUUGCUAUUUUGAUGCUUAUUACAGGAGGAAGCUCUGAUUUAACCUUCUUUAUUGAGAAUAAUUGCUUAAAUACCCUGUGGCUUGCCUCUAGCCCAUCCAAUGGUGACUUGAAUCCUGAAAAUGGACCAGGUACACUAGAAGUACUUUCCAUGCCCGAUCCAUGGUCCGGCAGUAUAUGGGCAAGAACCAAGUGCACCACUAAUGAAACUGGUUAUUUCUCUUGUGAAACUGGAGACUGUGGAUCAGGGGCGAGAGAUUGCCACGGUGCACCACCCACUAAUCCCAUUACCCUACUCAAUUUCAACAUCAACAGUAAUGCAGUCUCGUAUGAAGUGAGCUUGAUCCACGGGCAUAAUUUGGCGGUCCGCAUUGAACCGGAUGGCGGGAACUUGGUUGGUGGCGGAUCCGGGCCAUGCCCGGUUGUAGACUGUGUUCAAGAUAUAAGCAAUAUUUGUCCAUCUACACUGGUGGCUCUAAACAGGAAUGGAGCUUAUGCUGGGUGCAAUAAUCCAUGUGAUGUAUUGAAAGAUCCAAAGUUUUGUGGACCUAAUGAAUAUUCGUCACGUUUUAAGGAAUUGUGCAAUUUGGCCCAUACUUAUCCUGGUGACAAUAAUCCACCUCUUUAUAAAUGUAAUGGAGCUAAUAGUUACAAUAUAACCUUGUGCCCUUUGUAAACUUGUCAUAUGCCAAAUACCCAAUUUGGUGGCUACUUUGUGGAGUCUAAUCCAACUUAUAGUUCUCUCCCUAAAUAAGUAAAAAACUUGUAUGACCCACUUCUCUUACAACUUAUUUACAAAGUUUUUAACAAUUUUUUUAA
Ricinus communis (castor bean) is the source of this 953-nucleotide messenger RNA. RefSeq names its product thaumatin-like protein 1b. The transcript is spliced from 2 exons. Gene Ontology annotation, biological process: defense response. Gene Ontology annotation, cellular component: extracellular region. NCBI's taxonomy places the organism in Eukaryota, Viridiplantae, Streptophyta, Magnoliopsida, Malpighiales, Euphorbiaceae. Bases 109 to 810 code for a protein of 233 amino acids. The record is from RefSeq and is a predicted model, not a curated record.